AUGUUACUUCUGUUUGCUGCAACCUUUGCACUUUCAGUGACUUCCUUGGAAAUUCAUCAAUCUGUUUCAGAAGUGGAAAAGGGCGAUGAAAUGCAUUAUUUUAUUUCAGAGCGACAACAGUUACCUCAUAUUCGAUUGAUUCGAGAUUUACUUUCUACCAAGAGGUAUGAUCCGAGUGUUCGACCGGUUGGGAAUUAUUCCAAAUCGUUAACGGUGCACAUCAGUAUGAGUUUAUACCAAGUCGUCGAUGUGGAUGAACCAUCACAGUAUUUGACCUUAAAUAUAUGGAUGAUUCAGAAAUGGGUGGACGAAUUUCUGGAUUGGAAUCCUAGUGAGUAUGACAUGAUCAACUAUACAGUGCUCCCGCAUAGUGCUUUGUGGAUCCCUGAUACUUUCAUCUACAACAGUGUGGUGAUGAGUCGUGAGGGAAGUGAGCGAUACAUGAAUGUUGCUGUAAAAAGUAGACAUUGGAAAGAUAAGUGUGGUGCCGAAGUAUUCUUCUUAUAUCCAGCACUUUACACUAUACGUUGCCGCAUAGAUAUACGCUAUUUUCCGUACGAUCAUCAGAACUGCACUUUAACUCUGGGUUCAUGGACAAGUAGUAAGGCUUUACUUAAUUAUACGACAGAUAAAGCAGUUAAUAUGCAUUCGUAUAUACCGAACGAAGAAUGGGAUAUUCUUUCAUUUAAUCUCUAUCGCCAUGAAUAUCUAUAUGCCUGUUGUCAAGAUCCCUGGGUCAUUAUCGAAGGAUCUCUGAUCAUCAGAAGGAAGCCAUUAUAUUACGUAGUCAAUCUCAUUAUACCGACAACCAUUUUAACAUUGGGUUUUUUUAAUUUAAAAAUUGUAAAAGCAUCUUUGAAUGUAGCAGAUGUUUCAAGAGUGCAGUCAGGAAAAUGCAGAAUGGCAAUAGUUGGCUUCUUUACGCCAGCUUCAACAAACGAUGAAAGAACGGAAAAAAUUACGAUCGGUAUCACCGCCCUAUUGGCAAUAUCCAUCCUGAUGUUAAUGGUUUCUGAUCAAAUGCCAACAACUUCGGAUUUUGUGCCUCUUAUUGCUUGGUUCUAUUUGUCAAAUAUCAUCGUCAUUUCCACAGCAACAUUUUGUACUUGCACUGUUCUCUGUAUUCAUGGCCAUCAUAAAAACGGUAAAUUACCGCCUGUUCUUAUUCGAAUAUUAUUCUUCAAGUAUAUCUGCAACUAUUUGUGUAUUUCUCCACCAUACGAAUUGAUUAUGUUAUGGAAUGGAAAAGAGGGAAAUGUCCUUCAAAGGUUGAAACAAAAGAAGAAAUCUAUACAGUAUACGGUACAGUCGUUGGAUAAAGAAAAGUUAACUCUCACUGAAUUAUCAGUGAAAUCACCAAUGCAAGGAAUCCUCGAGAGUGAAACUAAUAAAGAAGCACAGCAGGGAGCGCAGAGAUUAUCAGCGAAAGAAAAUUGGACUCAAAUUUCCUUCAGACUGAAAGAUAUUUUACAUAAAAACAGAGAUCGAUCAGAAGUUAUACCCAAAGAAAACUCAUUGACUUCUUUGUUGCAAAAGAUGCGAAAAACAUCUACAGUUCACUCAGAUCGGAGGAAUCUAUCACUUUGGAAUAGUGCAGUUCAAUUUGUACGAUUUACAAGCAAUGAUUUAUCACAGAAGCCUGAAUCAGCCGAAUUAAAAUCAAUGAAGUAUCACAGACAAUGCACAUUGGAAUGGGAAUUCUUGGCUACAGUAGUAGAUCGAAUUUUUUUGUUACUUUUCUCAACUAUUACCAUACUCAUUAUUAUCGUUCUAGCAAUAACAGCCAAAUUGGCUCAGUAUCGCUUCAAUACUGCAUUAGAGAUCGCCCAGAAUUGA
Messenger RNA from Brugia pahangi, 1836 nucleotides. Lineage: Eukaryota; Metazoa; Nematoda; Chromadorea; Rhabditida; Onchocercidae. The record is from the annotation of a GenBank genome assembly.